GGGAACUGGGCCCUGUCACUGUGUCGGUACCGGCUAGUUCUGUACUGGGUAGGUUCUGUGGGUCAGUAACUGGCAGUCGCUUGUGUGUUGCAGCUAUGACCAUGCAGUUUAUAAGUCACCGCUUCCCAGAAGAUCACGACCCGACUAUCGAGGACGCCUACAAAAUGCGCAUUCGGAUUGAUGAUGAGCCGGCCAAUCUGGACAUUCUGGACACUGCGGGGCAGGCCGAGUUCACAGCUAUGCGGGACCAGUACAUGCGUGCCGGCGAGGGCUUCAUCAUCUGUUACUCCAUCACUGACCGGCGCAGCUUCCACGAAGCGCGAGACUUCAAACAGCUCAUCUACCGCGUUCGGCGAACUGAUGACACCCCCGUGGUGCUGGUGGGAAAUAAGUCUGACCUGUCUCGUCUGCGCCAGGUCUCCAAGGAGGAGGGCAGUUCUCUGGCGCGGGAAUUUAACUGCCCGUUCUUCGAGACCUCGGCCGCUUUCCGUUACUACAUUGACGACGUGUUUCACGCGCUAGUGCGAGAGAUCCGCAGGAAGGAGAGGGAGGCGGCCCUGGCCAAUGAGCGCAAGCUGAAGCCGAGGGCCACACUCUGGAAGAGGCUGAAGUCCCCGUUUAGAAGGAAAAAGGAUUCGGUGACGUGAAUGUUCCCGAUGCCCCGUGUCUGCCCCCCACCCUGAGUGCCUCUCGGUGCCCCCGUCUGAGCCCCAAUGCUCCAGCUGAAUGUAUAUAUGUGAGUGUGAGUGUGAGUGCACUGGAACCCCCUCCCCCAUCACACUCUGCCUGAUACUAACCGUGCCACUAACAGUGUAGGGAAGUGCCCCCCCGUGGGGCAGCACAAUAGCCCCAGUGUCUCAGGGCCGCGCCAACCUUCCCACAGUGCCUUCUCCAUCCUGUGUCGCCAGUGGUGUUUGUGCAGGAGGAAGCCAUGCUUCAUAGGCACCGCCCCCCAAAGUAGUGGGCCGGCCUUAAUGUAAGUAGGCCACACCCUUCCCAGUGUCAUAGUAGGGCUGAAACGCAGAAGUCUGAUAUAUGAAUCCAGGGGGAGUCAGAGAAACCCCCCCACAGGGCAACUGCAGUGCAGCCUCACCGGGGUAAUAAACCCCUCCGUUCCCUGGG
Molecule: messenger RNA, 1122 nt
Organism: Xenopus tropicalis (tropical clawed frog)
Lineage: Eukaryota; Metazoa; Chordata; Amphibia; Anura; Pipidae
Gene: rit1
Product: Ras-like without CAAX 1
Exons: 4
Coding region: 96-647 (183 amino acids)
Biological process (GO): signal transduction
Cellular component (GO): plasma membrane; membrane
Molecular function (GO): GTP binding; GTPase activity; G protein activity
Source: RefSeq, a predicted model, not a curated record